UUUUAUCAAUUUUUUGUAUUUUUUUUUCUUUUUUUUUAUUUAAUAAGGGGAACAGAAGGUAUGUGGGCGUGUGACAUAUUUAUUAACUAUACUUUAUUUUUCUACUUAUUAUUUAUUUGCCUUCCAAUUUUGUUCCACUUUACAUUUUCCCCAUUUUUUUGCCAUCAUUUAUAAAUUACUAUCUCUUUUUUCUCAUUUUAUUUUACAGUAUAACAACGACAACUGUAAAAUUCUCUCUUCCCCUACUUUGCUUUCUCUUUUUCCUCUUUAUUUUUUUCUCCUCUUCUUCAAAAAAAUUUUUUUUUGUUCACCCCAAGAUACCAUUUUUUUGUUCUUUCUUUAUCUACUCAAAAAUUAUUAUUAUUUGUCUUUAAAUUGCCCCAUUCAGUUUUGGGCAAAAUUCACAUCAAUCAGCCGCACAUUCUUUUUCCUUCAUUUUACUGCUGCAUAAGAUGAUCUUUUUUUCUUCUUAACAGUCUAUAGGGAGGGGGGUUAUUUUCUUUUAUUUAUUUUUUAAUUUUAUAUAUUUCACCCCCUUUCUUCCCCCUUUUUGUCUUUUUUUUCCACCAUUUCCCCCUUUCUUUUUUAAAAAUAAGCUAAAAACCGAUCGAUGGUCGUCGCUCUCCGCUGGUCCUUACAUCUCGUAAUUCCUUUUAUUUUUUUAAUUUUUUUCUUGAUACUGUGCAGAGUUUAUUUUUAAUAAUUUUGAAUAUAUCCAAAAACAUUUUAUUUUUAUAUUUUACAGUAAUUUUAAAAUAUUACUGUAUAUCGUUGGCUUAAUUUUUUAAAUUUUAAAUAGGAUUUAUUUAAUUUUUUAAAAUUUUUAUAUACAUAUCUGUUUUUUUAAAAAUUUUCUUAUAUUUUUUCUUUUUUUCUAAAUUGUUUUUUGAAAUAAUUUUUUAUUUUUUAUAUUGCUAAAAAAUUUUUUUUUAAUUUAUUAAAACAUAAUUUUUUCAGUUUUUAUAUAUUUAUUUACAACAACAACAAAUGAAUAGCCGAGAACAGGCUAAAGCUUUAGGAUUAGAAGAACACAUUACCUGCUCUCUUUGUCAAGAUUAUUUGUCGGAUGCUGUUACACUUACUGGAUGCCUUCAUUUUUUCUGUCGUUCUUGUUUAUUGCAACAUUUAUCUUCUGCUGGUCCAGAUUCAAGAAAAUGUCCAAAAUGUAAAAUUGAACUGGGUAAUGAACAUAUUUACAAAAGGGAUUUGAGACUGCAGGAAUUGGUCUACAAAUUAGUCCCAGAUCUUUUUUGGCGUCAAUUACGUCGGGUAGCACGCCGACAACAUCGUUCUUCACGUGAUUCAAAUAAUGGUUCAUCUACUACUACAGCUUUACCUUCCGAAAGACGAAUUCAGCAAAGGCGAAUGUUGCUUCAAUUAUCAACUCAAUUAUGUUCUCCAAACGAAAAUAUUUCACUUCAAAUUGAAUAUGUUCCUUUAACAAAAGUUUUGGCUGCUAGUGGGGAUGAUUCUUUAGUGUCUUUAUCUGGAAAAAUUGCUGCAACAGAAAAUCAUAAGGAGGGAGAAAAUGAGGAUAAUCAACAAAUUCUUGGUGAAGAACAAAUUAUUUUAAUAGAUCAACAACAACAAAUACCCAGCAGCAGUUCUUCCUCUCUUCCUCCUCAAAAUAUUUGUGAGAGAACAACAGCAACAACAGCAAUAGAACGACAACAAAAACAAUAUUCUUUUUGUCGUUAUUUUCGUUGUUCUGCAAAAGUUAAAAUUGAACAAUUGAAACGAUUACUAGAAUCUAAAUUGGCAAUGUCUAAUUUUUAUGGAGUUUAUUUUGUUGAUCCAAAAUUGAAAUUUGUUUUGGAAGAUGAUUUUAGUUUGGAGGAUGUCGUUCAAUUAUUUAGUUGGUCAAGAAAAUCACCUCUUCAAUUAAAUUUUACAUUAGCCCAAUUACCCCCAAAAGAAGAUGAAAAUCGUCAACCAGCUUAUGAAGAUAUGCCACAAUUAGAUUUGGAGAGUGGUCCAAUGGAAUUACCUCAACAACAAGUAUCACCAAUAAUUAUAACAACAACAAUAAAAUGUCAAAAUAAUUUGAAUGAAAUUCCGAAACAAGGACAAGAAAAAAUUGAAAAAGAAGAAAAAUUAAUAAAAGAAAAAUCUGUUGGGAUAAAUGAAGGAAAAAACAAUAUUGGAGGUGAAGGAGAUGGUGCCGUUCAAAAAACCGCUUCAUUAUCUUUGCUUUCACCUCCUUCUGUUUGUAUUACUUCUUCACAAUCAUCCUCAAUUUCAGCUUCUUCUCUUCAUCAAUCUUCUUCUCAACAUCAACAACAACAAAAUCAAACAACAACAAAAAUAAAUUUAUCAAAAAAUAUUAUUCGUUCAUCAACACAAUCACCUCCAAAUUCUACUAAAACAACAAUUGCAAGACUUUCAACUGCUGGUGUUUCUCCUCUACGUCCGGUAACUUCUUUAAUUUCACCACCACCAACAAAUAAUGGAACUUUGACAAAUAAUGUCAAAAAACGUCAACGAAAUCUUUCUUCAUCCUCACCUAAUAUUAGACCUAAAAAGGUACAAAAACAACAAGAAAAAUCUAUUAAAAUUGAUGGGGGAACUAAUAAUAACUGUGAACAAACAACAAUUACAAAUCCUACAAAUGAAAUAAGAGCAAAUUUAACUGCUGGAGGUGGUGGUGGUCAACAACAAAAGAGUCCUGCCGGUGAAGGGAAAAGUCCGCGUAUAUUGAUUGAAACACAAUCUGUUCAACAACAAAUACCUCCGGUUGUCAACCUUCCUAGUGCUACCUCUAAAGCGGAAACAACAACAGCAAUAACAAUUAGCAGCAAUACAAAAACUAACAACAAAAAUAUUUCUGAAAAUAAAACUACAAAAACAAGAACAUAUAAUCGUUCUAAAUCAAGUAAAAAGCAACAAGAACAACAACAACAAGUUCAAGCAGUAUCUGCAACACAACAACCACAACCACCAUCACAACAGUUUCCGGUUCAACAUCAACAACAAAUAUUUUCCAACAAUAAUAAUCAUUUAAACAAUCUUGGUACUUUUCAAAAUCAAUUUGAAGCUUUUGUUGCUGCAAAUACUACCCAUCAACAACAGCAACAACAAUAUGCUCAAAUAAGUUAUAUGCAAAAUAUGUUCCAACAAUUUCAACAAUAUCAACAACAACAAAAUAGGCAACGAAAUCAACAACAAAUUCCCCAACAAACAUUUGAACAGCAACAACAAUUUACUUUAUUUGCACAGCAACAACAGCAACAACAAUUAAGUCCUCAACAGAUUCGUGUAAUGCAACAAAUGUUGUGUGCUAUGGGAAUGAUUGCAAGUGUUGGUGGUAGUGGUGGUAGUGGAAUUCCUCCUUUUUCUUCAGAACAACAACAACAACUUUCUCUUCUUCCUCCUUCACAACAACAACAGAAUUUAUUUUCAACAAUUACAAACCACCAACAAUUAAAUGGGAAUACACCAACAAAAAAUAAAAAGGCAACAACAACAACAAUUUCUCCUUCUAAACAAAAAUUUAAUUCGUCUAAUGGAACAAAGCAACAACAUCAACAAAUUGUUCCAUUAAAUAAUAUACUACCCCCACAACAAUCAACAACAACAACAAUAUUUGGAGAAAAUAAUUGUUCAAAUCAAUUGACGAAUAAUAAUAUUAAAAAAGUUUCAACAAUUUCUAGUUGA
This is a messenger RNA of Meloidogyne enterolobii, 3654 nucleotides long. The record is from the annotation of a GenBank genome assembly. Lineage: Eukaryota; Metazoa; Nematoda; Chromadorea; Rhabditida; Meloidogynidae.